CCCCCCCGCGCUGAGCUGCAACUGCCCAAUGCUGCCUGGGCGGCCCCUCCCUCCCCGUCGGAAAAGGUGCCGCCGCCGCCGCCGCCGCCUCCGGCAAGUCGAGCAGAGAGGAACUCCCUCUUCCGCCCCGUCCACAUCGCCCGCCCGGCCGCCCCAGGAUGGCCUCGCAGCCACCGCAGCCGCCCUCCCCGCCCGCGGAAGCGGAGCCCGACUGGCGGCAGCGCUUUGAGGAGCGGUGGGGACUGCGCCGGAGGGGGGUCCCGCUGCCCCCCGAGGAGGACCCCGAUGGGAAGCGCCUCCUCCGCCUGGGGGCCCUGAAGAAGCCCUUCGAGAGGAACCUCCUGCAGAGCCCCAACCCCGAAGGUGUGAACAUUUAUGAAGCAGCCCCACCCUGCCCACCCAGUGCAUCCCAGGUGCCUCUGGACCCCCAAGGCAACUUCAAAGGCUGGCAAAUAAGCAUCGAGCCCAUCCCUGAGGACAGCAAGCAAGACCCCCUAAGCUUGGCCUCUCCACGCUAUAGCUGGCGUGUCAAGGAGCAGCGCGUGGAUCUCCUGGCUGAAGGUCUCUGGGAGGCGUUGCUGGAUUUGUACCAACCCAACAUCACCGUCAUGGACUGGUAUGAGCACAGCAAACUGGCCAGCUCCGUUUACGAGCUUCACGUCCAGCUGCUGGGAGCCGACGGGACCCUGGUAAUUGGUGAAUUUCACCACGUGGCACGUGAACACGAGCAAGAUUUGAAGAACAAGAACUGGUUCCACGUUUCUCACCUUUUCAAGCACUACGGUCCAGGUGUCCGCUAUAUCCACUUCCAGCACAAGACCAAAGGAGUCGAGACGCCAGCUGGGUUCCUCUGGACGAGAGCAACAGACAGCAGCGUCUCUGUGCAGCUGCGGGACUGACAGUGCUCGGCAUGGUGACGUCUGGAGUUUUGGGGGGUGGGGCUGGGCCCAAGGGUGCAGGGGCCAUCUGCCCCUCACCCGGAUCCUAGAGGAGGAGAGAGACCAGCCCUUGAAUGGGGGCUGCUUGUGUAUUGAUUAAAAGGAGACAGAACCCUUA
Messenger RNA from Hemicordylus capensis (graceful crag lizard), 1056 nucleotides. RefSeq names its product NCCRP1, F-box associated domain containing (gene NCCRP1). The transcript has 6 exons. Gene Ontology annotation, cellular component: SCF ubiquitin ligase complex; cytoplasm. Bases 159 to 899 code for a protein of 246 amino acids. Gene Ontology annotation, molecular function: ubiquitin protein ligase activity. NCBI's taxonomy places the organism in Eukaryota, Metazoa, Chordata, Lepidosauria, Squamata, Cordylidae. Gene Ontology annotation, biological process: SCF-dependent proteasomal ubiquitin-dependent protein catabolic process; glycoprotein catabolic process. The record is from RefSeq and is a predicted model, not a curated record.